This is a messenger RNA of Trichoderma aggressivum f. europaeum, 1749 nucleotides long. RefSeq lists its product as uncharacterized. Lineage: Eukaryota; Fungi; Ascomycota; Sordariomycetes; Hypocreales; Hypocreaceae. The coding region runs from base 1 to 1749 and encodes 582 amino acids. The transcript is spliced from 2 exons. The record is from RefSeq and is a predicted model, not a curated record.
AUGGGAUCAAGAAGAGUAGGGUUAAGCUAUCUCGAUUCACCUAAGCCUCUACUCAAAUCGAUCAAGUCCAGGACUGAAGCGAAGACCACGACGGCUACGACCACGACGACAGAAGCGGCACCGAAACCGAAACUAGAGCCCAGGGCCCAGAGUAGACGCUCUCAGAUCAAGGUCGAGCCCACUGACGAUAUAUUUGCGCCACCACUUGCGUCUAGCGAUUUGGAAGACGAGGGCUCGGCUGAAGAUGCAGACGUCAACGUGAAAUCUGAACAGUCUAUCGCUGACAGCUCGGAUUCAGAUGCUCCGCCCCGAGGAGCUAUCUCGUCAACCACUUUCAAAUCCGAGGGCCAAAAGGGUGGGCGCUCAACUCGUCGAUCAACACUUCAAGAGGCACCAAAACUAGAGGAAGAACCCGAAGAGUCACAGUCAACGGCCAAGAAGAGGAAGCGCCCAUCCGAUGGCUCCCCCGAAAAGAGCAAACCCAAGAAAAAUGCACACCCCAAAACGGAGCCGACUGUAAAGCCUCUGAACAUGGCCAAUCACCUCAUAGAUUCCCAUGGCUUCGUCAAGCGAUCCGAGGCCAAAAACAAGUUUGGGAAAAGAAACCCCCUUGCUCAGGGAAUUCGGCUACUACCAAAAGAAGAGUCGGCCACGCCCGCCAGGUUUCGGCCGCCUCCCGAGUAUGGCACCAACACGCCCCGAAAGAGCUGGAAGUUUAUUGUGCCAGAUUCUGCUGGCUUCGAUUCUCCGGUCAAGAGGACCCGCCGACUAAUGACCCUUGAGCCUAUCCAUUACGAGAACGAGAAUGAGGAUGCUGAUGAAGACGACGAAGACGACAAUGAUACAGUGGCUUACAGCCAACCAGGAUCCUUCACAGGAGGUGCUGAACCUGCAACAAAAGGCAAAGCGAAAGGGAAACGAAAAGCCAACCCCCUACGCUCAAGAAAACUACUAAAUAGGAUCAAGGGGGAGCCCAAAGAAGAUGCAGAUCAAAUAACAUCUUCGCCGCCGCCCGCCAAGUUCGUCAUGCCCGCACAGCUCUCAGACUUCGUGCCACCCGGCAAUGGCACCGGGAACGGCGACGACAUUCACGACGGCGACCUGUCCGAUGCAAGCAGCAGCGACCUGAGCUCCCUCGGCGGCCUUUUCCCAGACAAAGAAGGCGAUGGCGGUGCGCAGUGCCCCUGGUGCGGCGCCACAGUCGACAUGAAGCUCCUAAAGGACUUUUCAAACGGCAAACGGCUCAACGUCCGACUUCAAACAAAAUUCUGCGAGGAGCACAGGAAGAAAUCAGCAAUGGCAACGUGGGAAUCAAAAGCCUACCCCGACGUCGAGUGGGCCAGCCUCGAAUCCCGCUUCAAGAAGCACCAGAACCGCCUCCUCGACAUCAUCAACGGCUCCGAGGAGUCCUUCUACCGCACCGCCCUCGCCGAAAAGAUUGAGCAGGGCCAGGGCCGCUCCAUGAAGAAGGAAGAGAACCUCAACCCGGGCUACUACGGCCCCCGCGGCUUCAACAUGAUGUGCGACUACCUCGUCAAGGAGUACAGCGACAUGCUCAAGAAGAAGGCCGUCCACGACAAGGUCAUUGCCGGCAGGGGGUCGGCGGCGUUUAUCCAGGCCGUGCUGGUGGCCGAGCUGGGCGUGCAGCUCAUCAUGGAGGACAUGCUCGUCUCGCCGGAAGAAGCCAGGCAUAUACUCGAAGAGAGCAAACCGAUAGGAGACCUUGUGCACGCAGACAAUUGGUUGUGA